Messenger RNA from Corvus hawaiiensis (hawaiian crow), 6204 nucleotides. RefSeq names its product maltase-glucoamylase-like. The record is from RefSeq and is a predicted model, not a curated record. The coding region runs from base 237 to 5663 and encodes 1808 amino acids. Gene Ontology annotation, biological process: carbohydrate metabolic process. The transcript is spliced from 48 exons. Gene Ontology annotation, molecular function: carbohydrate binding; alpha-1,4-glucosidase activity. Lineage: Eukaryota; Metazoa; Chordata; Aves; Passeriformes; Corvidae.
AUGUUUCAUAUUAAACAAAAUAUUAUUAAUUAACCAGCCAUUCCCAGGCUGAAAUAAUCCCAGUGUUCAGUCCAAAGAGUGUCUGCAAUCUGCCUGUAAUUCUGGCUGUGCCUGCCAUUGGCCCAGGGCUUUGCAAACACAGCUGAGAACUGAUAACAGCAGCUCAUAAAACCCCUGGGUUGAUGCUGGACUUCACAGUGAGGAGCAGCAGAUGAAGGAACCACAGAAACUUUAAGAUGGGCAAGAAGUUCAGUGGGCUGGAGCUCACCCUGAUCAUCCUCUUCUCCGUGGUGGUAGUGAUCCUCUGUGUCCUCAUUGGGUUGUUGGCCACGGGGCAAUCCGGAGUGAAAUCUCCAGACUUUUACCCACAAUGUCAGAAGAUACCAGUAGCAGAGAGAAUCGACUGCAUCCCGGAUCAAUUGGCAACACAGAGCACCUGCUCCCUCCGUGGCUGCUGCUGGAGCCCCCAGAGCGACACCAGUGUGCCCUGGUGCUUCUUCUCCCCCAAACACGGCUACAAAGUGCAGGGCUCCCAGAAAUCCACCCAGGCAGGAUUUGAGGCCACGUUGAAAAGGCUGCCAUCCCCUUCCCUCUUCGGGAACGACAUCCACACGGUGCUGCUCACAGGAGAGUAUCAGACACCCAAUCGCUUCCGAUUCAAGAUCACUGACCCCAACUCACAAAGAUUCGAGGUCCCUCACGAGCACGUGAGGCCGUUCACGGGGUCCGCGGCCACCGGCCUCAACUACAAGGUGGAGCUGAAGCAGGAACCCUUCGGCAUCGUGGUGACCAGAGCGAGCAAUGGCAAAGUGCUGUUUGACACAACCAUUGGCCCCCUGCAGUACUCUGACCAGUUCCUGCAGCUCUCCAUCAAACUGCCCAGCAGCAACAUCUACGGCGUGGGGGAGCACGUGCACAAACAGUACAGGCACGAUGUCAACUGGAAAACCUGGCCUAUUUUCAGCAGGGACACUGGCCCCUCUGCAGCAAUGGAUAACUUAUAUGGAGCCCAGACUUUCUUCCUGUGUUUGGAAGAUGACACUGGAGCCUCCUUUGGUGUUUUCCUGAUGAACAGCAAUGCCAUGGAGUUUGUGGUGCAGCCUGCUCCAGCUGUGACCUACAGAACCAUCGGGGGCAUCCUGGAUUUCUACAUCUUCCUGGGGAACACUCCAGAGCAAGUAGUCCAGGAGUACCUGAAGCUCGUGGGACUGCCAGCACUGCCCUCCUACUGGAGCCUGGGAUUCCAGCUCAGCCGCUAUGGUUACAGGUCCCUGGAUGAGGUGAAGGAAGUUGUGGAGAGGAACAGGGCCAUCGGGCUGCCCUAUGAUACCCAAGUCAUUGACAUUGAUUAUAUGGAGGAAAGGAAAGAUUUUACUUAUGACAAAGUGAACUUCAAAAAUCUCCCUGAAUUUGCAGCUUAUUUGCAUGACUAUGGACAAAAAUAUGUCAUCAUAUUGGAUCCUGCCAUUAGCACCCAAAAUCUGGUUGAUGGAAGUUCCUAUGGAAGCUACGUCAGGGGAACGCAGAGAAAAGUCUGGAUUAAUGAAUCAGAUGGAGUAACAGCACUGCUUGGGGAGGUGUGGCCAGGGGAAACUGUGUUCCCAGACUUCACCAACCCUGAAUGCACGAGCUGGUGGGUGAACGAGUGCAAAUUGUUCCAUGACACUGUGCCCUAUGAUGGGCUCUGGAUUGAUAUGAAUGAAGUGUGCAACUUUGUUCAAGGCUCAAAAGGUGGUUGUGCACAGAAUGAGUUAAACUACCCUCCUUACACUCCCCAUAUUCUUGACAGACUCUUGUAUUCCAAGACAAUUUGCAUGGACGCAGUGCAGAACUGGGGGAAGCAGUAUGAUGUCCACAAUCUUUAUGGAUAUUCCAUGAUCUUAUCCAGUAAAAAAGCCAUUGAGGAGGUCUUUCCUGGAAAGAGAAGCUUCCUCAUUUCGAGGUCUACUUUUGCGGGAUCGGGAAAGCACUCAGGACACUGGCUGGGGGAUAAUGCAGCAACGUGGGAUCACCUGAGAUGGGCAAUCCCUGGAAUGCUGGAGUUUAACCUCUUUGGAAUUCCUUAUAUUGGAGCAGAUAUUUGUGGUUUCGGUGGCGACACCACAGAGGAACUUUGCAGACGAUGGAUGCAGGUGGGAGCAUUUUACCCAUUCUCCAGGAACCACAAUGCUAUAGAUUCCACAUCUCAAGAUCCAGCUGUAUUUGGAGCCAACUCCUUGUUGGUGAACAGCUCCAAGCAUUACCUGAACAUUCGCUACACUUUGCUGCCCUACCUGUACACGCUGCUCUACAAAGCUCACACCCAAGGGCACACGGUCGUGAGGCCACUGCUACACGAGUUCUACUCUGAUGAAAUAACAUGGAACAUCGACAGGCAGUUCCUGUGGGGCCCUGGGCUGCUGAUUUCCCCUGUUCUUGAGCCGGGUAUGGAGUACACUCGUGUGUACUUUCCUGAUGCAGCGUGGUACGAGUAUGACACGGGCGAACCAGUCCUUAUGAGGAAAUUGUGGCACGAUUUACAAACCCCAAAGGAAAAAAUGGGGCUGCACCUGAGAGGAGGAUACAUUUUCCCUACUCAGCAACCAGGCAACACCACAGUGGCAAGCCGCAAGAAUCCAAUGGGACUCAUAAUUGCCCUGGAUAUCAACAAUGAAGCUUCUGGGGAUUUGUUCUGGGAUGAUGGAGAAUCUACAGGUACAAUUGAGAAUAAAGCCUACAUUUACUAUGAGUUUAAAGUUUCCAAUAAUGUUCUACAAAUGACUGCUACACACAGCAAUUACACUGAUCCAAACAACCUGAAAUUUGAGGAAAUCAAGAUUCUGGGAUUGUCCCAGGAAGUGACAGCAGUUUCUGUGUCUCAGGACAAUGUUGUGCAAAAUUAUCCCCUUAAUAUCACCUAUGAUCCUGUGAGAAAGGUUGCUGUUAUAAGAGGACUUCAGCUUGAACUGGGAAAAUCUUACACAAUCAACUGGACUCUCAGUGUGAGCACCAAUGAAAGGUUUGAUUGUUAUCCCAACCUCGAUCCAACAAAAGAAAAAUGUGAACAACUUGGCUGUACCUGGGAAGAGACACCAAAUUCGAGUGUUCCUGCCUGCUAUUACAGCUCCAACAAUCCUUACUCUGUCAUGAGCCUAAAUUAUUCCUCCACUGGAAUCGUAGCCACCCUCAGCUUGGACAGUGCCAAGGUCAGAGCUAACGAGAAUGCCACGGCCCCAAUCAGCACCCUACUCCUGGAGGUGAAAUAUCAUCGCAACAACAUGCUGCAGUUCAAGAUCUCUGAUUCCCAAAGCCCACGAUAUGAGGUUCCAGUGCCCCUGAACCUGCCCAGCUCCCCCACGAGCACGAGCCAGGACCGGCUCUAUGAGGUCGCAAUCCAGAUCAAACCCUUUGGGAUCCGAAUCCGCCGCAAAAGCACGGGGACAGUCAUCUGGGAUUCAGGCCUGCCCACCUUCACCUUCAGCGACAUGUUCAUUCAGAUUUCCACCCGCUUGGCAUCCCAGUACAUCUACGGAUUUGGAGAAGCUGAGCACCCCACGUUCCGACACAACAUGGACUGGCACACCUGGGGAAUGUUCACCAGGGACCAGCCUCCAACUUACAAGAUGAACUCCUACGGUUAUCAGCCAUUUUAUAUGGCUCUUGAAGAAGAUGGCAAUGCCCACGGUGUUCUCUUGCUUAACAGCAAUGCGAUGGAUGUGACUUUCCAGCCCACCCCUGCCCUGACCUACCGCACCAUCGGAGGAAUUCUCGACUUCUACAUGGUCUUGGGCCCAACUCCUGAACUCGUGGUUCAAGAAUACACUGAACUGGUUGGCCGCCCAGUCAUGCCACCCUACUGGUCCUUGGGAUUCCAGCUGUGCCGCUACGGAUACGCGAACGACUCGGAGAUCGCCCAGCUGGUGGAGGAAAUGAAGGCAGCUCAGAUUCCCUAUGAUGUCCAGUAUGCAGAUAUUGACUACAUGGACCGGCAAAUGGACUUCACCAUUAGCCCACGCUUUGCUGGAUUACCGGCUCUGAUCGACAAAAUCAAAGCAGAAGGAAUGAGAUUUAUCAUUAUCCUGGAUCCAGCCAUUUCUGGGAAUGAAACCGAUUAUCCUACCUUCUCCAGAGGUGUGGACAAUGAUGUCUUCAUAAAACGGCCUGGUACCAAUGAAAUUUUAUAUUCCAAGGUCUGGCCAUUUCUUCCCAAUGUCCAAGUCAAUGAGUCACUACCUGAACAAACACAAAUACAGCUCUACGGAGCACAUGCUGCUUUCCCAGACUUCUUCCGCAAUUCCACGGCGGAGUGGUGGAAGAAGGAAAUCCUGGAGGCCUACAGCAACCCCAACGCCUCGAGAAGCCUCAAGUUUGAUGGCCUGUGGACUGACAUGAAUGAACCAGCAGCUUUUGUGAAUGGUGCCUUGGAUGGCUGUAGGAAUGACCUCCUAAAUAAUCCUCCCUAUAUGCCUGGUUUGGGAUACAGGUCAGAAGGAUUACCCUACAAAACUAUGUGCAUGGAAGCUCAACAAUACCUCGCAGAUGGGACCCCAGUCAGACACUACGAUGUCCACAGCCUUUAUGGAUGGUCCCAAGCCAAACCCACGCUGGAAGCUUUGCAGAAUGCCACCAAGGAGCGCGGGAUCAUCAUCACCCGGUCCACGUACCCCAGCAGCGGGCGGUGGUCAGGGCACUGGCUGGGGGACAACACGGCAGCCUGGGAUCAGCUGCCCAAAUCUGUGGUUGGUAUGCUGGAGUUCAGUCUCUUUGGAAUAUCUUAUACAGGAGCUGAUAUCUGUGGCUUCUUCCGAGACGCAGAGUACGAGAUGUGCCUCCGCUGGAUGCAGCUGGGUGCAUUUUACCCAUUUUCGAGGAAUCACAAUGAGAAAGGAACAAGGAGGCAAGAUCCUGCUGCCUGGAAUGCCACAUUCCACAGCAUUUCCAGGAACGUGCUGAGCAUCAGAUACACCCUGUUGCCUUAUCUCUACACCUUAAUGCAUGACGCCCACGCCCACGGCAGCACCGUGAUCCGCCCCCUUCUCCACGAGUUUGUGGAGGACAGAAAAACGUGGGAUAUCGACCAGCAGUUCCUCUGGGGUCCUGCCCUGCUCAUCAGCCCCGUGAUGCAACCGGAUGCUCGAAGUGUGGAGGCUUAUUUCCCCAAUGCCCGCUGGUAUGAUUACUACACAGAGGCAGAUACUGGCUUUAGGGGACAGCUCCAAACUUUACAAGCUCCUUUGGAUCAUAUCAACCUGCAUAUCCGAGGUGGAUACAUCCUGCCUUGGCAGAUACCUGCUAAUACAACUGCUUACAGCCGGAAGAACGCAAUGGGACUCACGGUGGCCCUGGAUGAUGCUCUGUUUGCAGAAGGACACCUUUACUGGGAUGAUGGGGUUCGCAUUGAUGCAUAUGAAGAUGGUGUUUACCUGCUAACAUCAUUUACUGCUAAUCAGACUGUUUUGGAUAUCAGAGUUAUACAUCAGAAUUACACUGAUCCAAACAACCUGAUGUUUACUGACAUCAAAGUCCUGGGGGUGCCCACCAGUGUCCAGCAGGUGACAGUGUCUCAGAAUGGGCAGGCAAUCCCAUCAUCCCCCGACGUGGUCUAUGAGAGCAACAAGAAGCUCCUGACAAUCACCAAGCUCCAGCUGCAACUGGGCCAGAACUACACCCUGCAAUGGAGCUGAAAUGGAAAAUAACAUCAGCCACACCACUGGGUUUUCUCAGACUUGCAAAACCUCUUUCAAUUUUUCCCUUAAAACCACACCAGCACAGCCAGUUUGUACCCAGGUAUUUUGUGUACAAAGCAGUCACGUGCCAGUGGUGACACUUAAGGAGAACUUCAUCUUUGAAAGCUGAGAACUGAAGGGAAAACUCUGUUUUUUCAGAGUAGAAUUCCUGUCUUAGUAUCUAAUACAUUUUGUGAAAAAAGAUGCAGCUGUUGUUACCUAAGUGGAGUUGGAGGCAUUAUUUUGCCCAUGUCUCAAUUCCAUCCUAAUUUUAAUUACACCCAUGCAAGUUACUACUAUGGAGAAGAAUUGAAGUAAAAGCAAAUGUUUUCAGAUGACUGAUUUAGCAUGAAAUAAUAUUUCAAGUUCUUGAUCUACAAAAUACUCAAAUACUUGAAAAAAUCAUUUGAAGUUGAGGGGGUUUUGUACAACUUCAGCCACAUCUUUGUGUUUCCCAUGUUUGAACCUGAAGUUGUAAAAUUAAACCUGAGGUUUCAAG